Molecule: messenger RNA, 3270 nt
Organism: Trichoderma asperellum CBS 433.97
Lineage: Eukaryota; Fungi; Ascomycota; Sordariomycetes; Hypocreales; Hypocreaceae
Biological process (GO): telomere maintenance via telomere lengthening
Molecular function (GO): protein homodimerization activity; double-stranded telomeric DNA binding
Source: RefSeq, a predicted model, not a curated record
AUGGCUGAGCCGGCGCAGCUGCAAGCAGCGCCCAGCGGCUCCCCGAGAGAGAUCAAGCAGGAACACGAGCACGAACCGACAGGCCUCGAGGGCCUCGACUUUAGCAUUCUCGCCGAACUCGCGUCAAAGCGCCCAUUCGAGGAUGUAACGCAGGACAAUCAUGAGGAGCGUGAGCAAGAGGCCAAGAGGCCCAAGACAGAGAACCCUACCACAGAGGAAGAGUCCUCCCUUGAAGAUGGACUGGCGCUGCUGGUGCAGAAUGCGCUCUCCAAUGUUGGCGACCUGGUCAGCAGAUUCAACGUCGAGCCAGAAGAGGCGCAUGGCAGCGAUCCUAUGGACGUGGAUGACGCGCAUGGGACCGAUGCUCGUCCGGCUCCUGUAUCAUUCUUGUCAGAACCGGAGAAGUACGUGCGCAUUGCGAAUACGCAUGCGCUAGGCAAUCUGGCGCUUUCAUUACUACUGAUACUGCUUCAGCAGCCCAUCGAUGACAUGUCGAAGCUGGCUGGAGAUGCGGACUCGGGUUAUGGGCGCUCGUACGGCCGGUUAAAACGAUCUUUCGAUGCGACGUGGCAGCUCUUCUCAGACGGCCAGGUGCUGUCGGCCGAUGAAUUGGAGAUACAAGAGGCAGAAGCCCGCACAUUGUUGGAACUGGCCAACAUUGCAAAGUUUGGGACUUGGUUGGUCGAGGGGGGGCUGGAUUCGUUUACUGCGGCCGUUACGCAUUUUAAUGCCGUGUUUCGAUGCCAGCUGUCAGAGCUCUCUCCUGGGCUCUCUCAGCUUUAUCUCGGGAUCAAGACUCACAGGACGAUCGAAUCGCUUCUAAUACCGGACGCAGACAAAUCAUUAAUAGGAGAGACGAUACAGUCUAAGAUGAUGGAGGGCCUGGAGGAGCCGACAGCGACGGGUGGCGAGUCAAGUUCAUCUUCUCAGCAAGAAUUAUUGGCCGCGGUCAAGUCUCGAAGAGACGUUCUUGUUGAGGAUACAAAGGACAAAGAACCAGGUACCCUGAAAGAGAAGUUUCCUACCGGCGAUGUAUUAAAGAGCUUUUCGGCGCAUGUCAAGACAACACUCGCAUCCAUGACAGAGAUUGGAGAGAAGCUAGGCAUCUCGGCGCUGCUGAGCGACGUUGCGAAUCAAGAAGCAAUACCGAGUAGCUCGGGCGAUGGGGAACUUGACCUAGACGACCUUUCUUCAUUCUUCGAGAAGACAACCUCGGGUCUAGUGCAAAAUGCUCUGGCUGGCUUAACGGAAGAGACCUCUACACAAGAGCCUCUCACGACUGAGAAUACCGAGACGCCAGUGGAGGUUACCAACGGCGAGCCGGCGCCAGAAGCACCACCAGCCGCAGCAGCAGCAGUACCAGCAACUACUACUGCCCAGCCUAGCGUUCCCAAGCUGGAUCUCAUCUCAGAUUAUAAGGAGCUGGAGGCACUGGUAGCGGAGAGCACGUCAAAUUAUGUCAAAACGACACUCAACGGCCUCUCUGCCGUUCCCUACCAACCUACAGUACCCCAGAGCACAGCCGAAACCAUGGCAGCACAAUCGCCUUAUCUGAGCCAUCUUCAUCAACACCAAUCCCAUCACCCGUAUUAUACGUCAUAUUCGGCUCAGCCACCUCCAGAGCAGCAGCCUCAACAACCUGCUGGGACCCCUGAUAACCUACCGCCGAAUCAGACGUUUCCCAGUGCCAUUCUCUACGAUAAAGCUCGCCAGGCAGCGCUAUCCAAGUCGUCGGCGCAUACAAGGAGAGAAGGACUCCACUCAACUCGACGACCUUGGACUCAGGAGGAAGAGAAGGCACUUAUGGCCGGUCUCGACAUGGUCAAGGGUCCUCAUUGGAGCCAGAUCCUGACCCUAUUUGGUCAGAGUGGAACUAUAUCUGACAUUCUGAAAGAUCGAACGCAGGUGCAGCUGAAAGACAAAGCACGAAACUUGAAGCUGUUCUUCCUCAAGACCAACUCUGAAAUGCCGUACUACUUGCAGGCUGUGACGGGAGAACUCAAGACGAGGGCUCCCACCCAGGCUGCUAGGAAGGAGGCCGAAGAGAGGGCACGGCUGAACUCUGAAGAAGAGCAGGCUAAGCUGCAGGGCAUCAUGGCGUUGGCUGGAGGGCUGCAACACCCACCUCAGCAGCAACAGCAACACCAUCAUCAACACCCGCAGCAUCAGCAUCAACAACACCAGCAGCGACAACUUCAACAACAUCAAGCCAGACCACCAGCUACUGUAGCGGCUGCGGUAGGGCAGAGUGUAGUGACGCCUGCUCAAGCCGCCAGCGCGGCGCAAUCAGCAUCUUCCGCACAGCAACAUGCCUCACACCUUCACCAAACGACACCCACGGCGACCAUGACAGCCACACCGCAAGCCAGCGUGGCACCCACCAUCAACCGUAACGGCAUGAUUCUACCCAAUACAGCGCAAAUCAAACCCGACACCCAGAUGGCGGUGCAGCAGCAAGCUUCACACCCAGCGCCGAUAGCUCCUCAACCUCCACGACCACAAACUCAGCUCCCUCCCCAGAUUCCCAGACCUCAGGCCCAGCCGCAAAUACAGCCUCAACAUUUGCCGCAGACGCCGACACAGACGCCAAUGCACACACCGAUGCAGACGCCGAUGCAGACGCCGACGCCGACGCAACAACCUUCACCGCAUCAACCACAACAGCACCAACAGCAUCAACAUCCCCAGACACAAGCCCAACCCCAAGCACAUACUCAACAACCUUUAGCUCAAGCCCAGCCGCAUACACAGACGCUUGCACAGUCUCAGCCGCAACAGCAACCGCAACAGCAGUCACAACCGCAGCCACAACUACAGCCUCAACAACUCCAAACUCCGCAACAGCCUCAACAACCUCAACAACAAUAUCAUCCGCAGCCACAGUCUUCUCCCACUGCUCAACCGGCUCGUUCGCCAGCGCUCCCACAGCAGCAAACGACACCAAGUCAGCCCGGGACGCCGGUUAUCAACAUGCAGCUCCAAAAUGGGAUGGCAGCGCAUCCUUCGCCCACCCCACCAAUUGCGUCCACACCAACACCGACUCAGCUCUCCCAGCCCAUCCAGACCCCUCCUCAACCUUUGCCCGCACCAACCUAUUCAUCUCAGCCGCAGCAGCCAUCCACGCCAGCGCAAACAGAGCUACACAAAUUCGUGUCAGCGCCGGAAGCGCCAAUGUCUCAGGCGGUAGCGGUCCAGAAUGAUGAGGCGGCUGCUGAGGCUGCUUUGAUAGAGGGUUUGCAAGCUGCUGUCGCGCAAGCGUUGGCUUCAUAA